This is a messenger RNA of Solanum stenotomum, 1164 nucleotides long. RefSeq names its product putative late blight resistance protein homolog R1A-10. Bases 1 to 1164 code for a protein of 387 amino acids. Gene Ontology annotation, molecular function: ADP binding. NCBI's taxonomy places the organism in Eukaryota, Viridiplantae, Streptophyta, Magnoliopsida, Solanales, Solanaceae. The record is from RefSeq and is a predicted model, not a curated record. Gene Ontology annotation, biological process: defense response to other organism. The transcript has 4 exons.
AUGCAAAGAACAUUUUCAAAUGAUGACAAUAGAAGCCGAAUUCUAUUAACCACUCGGUUCAAGUAUGUUGCUGAUUGUGUCAGUUAUCCUGAUUUUCCACCUCAUAUUAAGUCUUUUCUAAGUCUUAAUGAUAGUUGGAAUCUAUUCACCGAAAAAUUAUUCAAAAAAGACCCUUGUCCACCUCACCUAGAAGAAACAGGGAAGCAUAUUGUACAGCAAUGUCAAGGAUUACCUCUCUCGGUGGUUGUCAUUGCUGGACUUGCUUGUUUUCUCUAUGUUGGAGGUUUUCCAGAAGACAGAGAGAUUAAUGUUUCCAGGUUGAUUAGGCUAUGGAUUGCUGAGCAAUUCGUAAAGGCAAGAAACAAUAAAAGAUUAGAAGUGGUGGCAGAGGAGUAUCUACAAGAGUUGAUUGAUAGAAGUCUAAUUUUGAUUGGUAGACAAAGUGCUAAUGGAAGGAUGAGAAGUUGCAAAAUUCACGAUCUUCUUCGGCAACUAUGCCUAAGUGAAGCUCAUACUGAAAAUGUUGUGCAUAUCAUGAAUGGGAAUGUUCCCAUGUUCUUAUUAGAAGCCAUAGAUGAUCAACGGCGAGUGAUCCUUCUGUCUAAACUUGAACAGAAGCAAGUUUAUCCUCCAAUGCAUAGCAAUGAGGAGCUGGAGACGCUAGUCAUAAAGCUGGAGAACAUUGACGUGAACAUUUUCUCUGUAGAUAUUUUGUCUUGUAAAAUCAAGAAAUUAAGUCCUAAUAUCAAGAAAUUGAUAUUGUUAGGUACUUAUGUACCAUGGGAAGUUGUGAAUUUGCUGGCUAAUUUACCUAAUCUUGAGGUGAUCAAAGGGGAGUAUGCAUUUUCUGGAACAGAUUGGAAAGUAGAUGAAGAUGUUGUGUUUCGCAAAUUAAAAUAUCUAUUAAUUUGUGAAGCAGAUCUGGAAAGGUGGGAAGUUGGUAGUGAUAAUUUUCCUAUGCUUGAGCAGCUAUUACUGGAUCGGUUGUAUGAACUAGAGGAGAUUCCGGGGAGUAUUGGAGAUAUAAUGACACAAAAAUUGAUCAAAAUAGACGAUUGCAGCUCUUCUGUAGAGAAUAGUGCUAAGAGAACUUGGGAAAUUAUGAGUUUCAACUUCAAAUUAUUCCAAAGGUUAGUCAAAAAUACAAAAACAGAAAAUAGAUGA